UUUUUGUAUGUUUUUCUGCCACCUAGUCAUUUAAAAAAAAUUUUUUCUGGCCUCAUUUUUAGGGGUUUUAGUUUAAAAAAAACAAAUAAAAUGGACACCACACAUCUCAAAUUGACGGAAAAUGACAACAACGACAAUAAUUCUAUUUCAUCAUUAAAUGAAGAGUCUUCUUCCUCUUCUAUUUCUAAUAAAGCGGAGGAUGGUAAUAAACUUUUGAACAAGACAGACAAGACAAAUGGGAAAAAUGACGAAAUGGGGAAGAGUGGAAAUGAGGACAAUUUAAUGGAAGAUAAGAUUGAUUUCCAACCUAAUACAACGAUAAGGCCAACAGAAAUGGAUAAUAAUUUGAAUGCUUCUUCUCCAUUAUUGGAUAAAAAUCAAUCGCAAAAAUCAUUCAAAAAAUAUUUAAAUCCUUCACCACCAACAAUAAUUCCAACACCAACACAUUCUUCAAUUAAUUCCUCCAUCGACUCUUCACAACAUUCUGAUUGGCGUUCUUUAUAUAUUUGUACUUUUUUGACUUUUUGUUCUGCUGUGCAAUUUUCUCUUUAUUUUUCUUCUAUGCGACAAUAUUUACAAAUUAUGGAUUCUUCCGCCUCAGAAAAUUUUUACGGGUAUAUUGUUGCUAGUUAUUCACUUGGUCAAAUGAUUGCUUCCCCUAUUGUUGGUUAUUUAUCUAAUAGACUAAAAAAGAUUCGACAUUUAUUGUAUAUUGGCAUUUUCCUUGCAUUUUUAGGAAAUGCUUUGUACUUGUGUGUUCAUCUAUUUCCCAUUGAAGAGCGUAAAUAUGCGUUGCUUAUUGGACGUUUUGUGACGGGGAUUGGCUCAAGUAACAUAAGUCUGUUGAAAGCAUAUGCCUCUAGCGCCAGCACUCAACGCGAUCGUUCACGUGCUAUUGCAUUGGUAACUGGUGGUGUGGCUUUGGGUAUGACUAUGGGGCCAGCUUUCCAACUACUUUUUACUCCAAUUGGUUAUCCAGGCCCAAAUAUCCUCAUUUCUGGUUUAAUGCUUUCAAUGUACACUGCCCCAGCAUUAAUGGCUUGUAUAAUGAAUGCAGUUAAUGCUUUUUGUAUUUUUGCCUAUUUUCGUGAAGUUUAUGCUGGAGUAAUGAGUUCGAGAAGUCAAAUUAAUCGUAAUGAACCAGCUUUACCAAAAAUUGACAAAAGAGCAUUAUUUUUGUGUUAUUUUACUCGUUUUACUCAAAUGUUUAUAAAUACAAAUUUGGAAACUUUGGGCGCUUCUUUAGCAAUGGUUUUAUUUGCAUGGACACGGACUGAAUCUGUCAAAUAUUUUUCUGCAGCGCAAGCAAUAAUGUCUCUUCUAGCCUUUUUAAUUUAUGUUGGCUUUAUUAUGUUCAGAUUUGAUAGAUUUCUUCAUGAACGCUGUAAUGUAAUUGCCUCGUUAUUUGCUUUAUUACUAUUUCAUGUAUUGACUUAUUCUUAUCCGUUUCUACCUGGACAUCUUACAACAUAUUCUAGUGAAGAUUAUCCAUUUAAUAGCACCGAUAUAGACGAUGAUGGUAGUAAUGAAGAAAUACAACAUGUUGGUUGCGAUACUUCAAAAUUUUCUUGGUGCAAUUCUGUCCGUUCAAUAAAUCCAUUUUAUUUUUAUAUUUGCUAUAUUUUAUUUAUUGGACUAGCUUUUCCAAGUCUCAAUGUUUCUUUAAAUACUCUAUUUUCUAAAAUUAUUGGACCUAGAAGACAAGGAUUUCAACAAGGGUUGUUACAAAUGGCUGGUGGGGCAGCUAGAAUGGUUGGACCUGUUGUUAUUAGUGUUUUAUAUUCCGCAUAUGGUCCUCAAAGUGCAUGGUUAAUGGAAAUGGGAGUUAUCUCUUUAAAUUUGGCACUUCUUUUUACUUGUUGUGGAAGAAUGAUACCUCUAACUAUCCCACCAAUAAAAAGAGCAUCAACAGCAACUCUAAUAAAUUCAAGUAAUGGAACAACAAUAAUUAAAGAAAAUGGAGGAGAAGAAAAUUUUAAAAAUGGAAAAACAAAUGGAGGAAUAAUAUUAAAUUUAAAAAGUGACGAAGAAAUUAAAAAUAAAAUAAUUAAUGAGAGGACAAGAUUAAUGGAAAAUAAUAACGGUGAAAAUGUUGGGAAAGAAAAAAUAAAAAGGUGUGAAAAAAUUAAAAAUAAAAAGAGGAAUGUUGGGUUAAAUAGGAGCGGGUCGUGGGUUCGACCCCGUCCGGCGCCGGAAUUUUUUAAGAUGUGGAAAAUUGUUUUUGAUGAUCAAAACAGUUACAAAAAUGUAUAUUUCAGUUCAGAUUUUAUCAAAAAUAAUGCUUAA
This is a messenger RNA of Meloidogyne enterolobii, 2286 nucleotides long. NCBI's taxonomy places the organism in Eukaryota, Metazoa, Nematoda, Chromadorea, Rhabditida, Meloidogynidae. The record is from the annotation of a GenBank genome assembly.